GUUGUUUUAAUGCGCCGUUCGCCAUUUUUCGCCAUUCUGCCUUUGCGCUGAUUGUCGUCGUCUCACUUUUCUCGGAGAUCAUGUCUGUUAUCAUCAGAUUGCAAAACUUGCCAAUGUCGGCAAAUGCGUCCAAUAUUCGACGCUUCUUUUCGGGUCUUGCCAUUCCUGAGGGUGGUGUUCACAUUGUCGGCGGUAAUGAUGGAGAUGCUUUCAUUGCCUUCGCCACUGAUGAAGAUGCCCGCAAAGCCAUGCUGUUAGAUAGACAGACAAUCAACGGUGCCUCUGUUCGCUUAUUCCUCAGUAGCAAGACGGAAAUGCAGUCCAUCAUCGAUUCCGCUCGUAACUCGGCUCUCCUUGCGGGGGCCGCUGCAGCACCGCAACCUGCGCCACAGAAAACCGAAACCAUGCAGGCUCUUGACGUAUCCACCCCAACAUUGCCAAGCUCCUUUUCUUCGUAUCGAAACGGUGUUCGCGAAACAUAUCCGUCCGAACACCAAGACCAGUAUUCCUAUGGUGAUCGGAACGAUUCUUCUUCUGCAGCCCACCCGACGCGCCCUCCUUUCGAGGCUCAUCCCGUCGAAGGUUAUGCCAAUGAUCCCAAUCGGCGUCUCGCACCGAGACCAUCUGAACGCGCUCCUCCUCAGCCAGAGUCGGCCUCUCGUGAUCAUGAUUAUGAAUUUGAACGUCAACCCCCUCCACAAUACUCCAGGUUUGACGGUUUCCGCGACCGCCCUCCACCGGUUAUUGAUGACUUCAGGCCAUCGACCAGGGAACCCAUUAACUUCGAGAAUCGUGCCUCACCUAAGCCCUAUCGGGAGUAUUAUGGUGAACCUGCGUAUGAUCGCCGCCCUCCCGAGGGCUCCUAUCCUCCGCAUCCCAAAGAAGGACCAAAAGAUGUUCUACCAUCGCAUGUUGAAUCUCGAUAUGGGCAUGAUUCAGCUGACCAUUCAGCUGGAUACGAGGAUGGUCGUUUUUCCAACCCACAUUUCGAUCGGUUUUCCCCGCGAGAACCCACUAGAGAGACCCGUGAUUUCUCUGAAGUAGGCGGCACACGCCACCCACCCCCCUAUGAUCGACGUUCAUCUGGACCACACUCAUACGAACGAGACAUACCUUUUCAUCGACCACCCAGUGAGCGAGAUUUCUCCAUUCGUCCCCCUUGGCUUAAUGAAGAAAGCGGAACGGCGGGUCCGAAGCGCCCAUAUCAUUCUGCUCCCGAUGUAGAGGAAUACCCCCGUAAAAGAAGACCUUUUCCUCCACGCGCCAACGAUGCAAUCUCUUCUGGUGAAACAGAAUACGUAGUUAAAGUAACACUCCCAAUUUCAGAAGUGGGCAUCAAGGUUAUCUUUGAGGUAUUGCGCGGGGUUCAUAUAGUCCCGAAAUGGGGAAUUCGUGUAGAAGAAGAUGCGUUGCUACGUCCGACAGGUUACAUCUUCAUCAUGACGACUUCGCAUGAUUCAUAUAACAAAGCCCUAAAUUACGACGGCCGUCCAUACCGAGGGAAACCAGUUAAAGUUGCUCCGUCGUCUUUAUCUGAAUUUUAUAGAGUCACCGAUUCGUCAUUUCACCACAAGUGCCCACCGGAAAUUCUCAAGAAGCUCCCUUCUGCUGAUCAACCCGCCUGUCCUCCUCAUCACUCUGAUGGUUGCCUCGAAGUGGCGGAGCUUCCACCCGAUACUACUAGGUCGGAGAUUGUUCGAUUUAUAGGAGCACCGGGCUUAACGGCUUCGAGUGUCGUCAUUUCUGGCUUCUCACCUUCUGAUAGAACUGCUCCAAAAACUCCGGGAUCUGUCCGCGCUUUGGUAUCCCUUCCGUCAGCUAAAGAUUUGGACAUCUUGUUAUCAGCGAAGCCGCGACCUUUGCGCCCAGACGGCGCUUUUCCCCCCGUCCGCCUCACUCCCAUAUCGCGAUUACAGCUGGAAGCUUACGGUAGCCUCAGCGUUGAGAACAAGCCCAAAGAAGAGCCAGUAAAACCUGCUGAAUCUGCUCCACUCACACCGGAGGCGCCUAAGACGUCUUCCGAACCACUAACUUGCGCUCACUUGACGGGACUGGAACGUUCCAUGAAAGACUCCGAAGUACUUCGCUUGUUUCCAUCCGUCUUGGUCCCUGGGGAUGCUGUCCGCAUGGUUGGACCGGAGAAUACGAGUGCCUACAUAGACUUCAUUAGUGAGAAUAACUGUCGUCGAGCCAUCGCAGACAUCAGAAAUGCCGAUUCGAAAGCAAAACUGUCGCACCCAAAUAUUUGUAUUGAGGCAAUUUCACGACGGGAGAUGGAAAGUCAUGCGAGUUCUUCCAACAAAGAUGACGAAGUAUCGCAGUCUACUAGUAUAGAUCCCCGUCCGAGUCGUUCAACACAUGAUAGGGAUCCUCGAGACACUGUUCGAACUUGGGAAUCUCGUCCACCUCCUCGCGCUGGUAGGCAUGCCUCGCCCGGGCCACCGUUUAGAACGCGUUCGCCAUCCGCUCAGGCUUUAGGCAGAUCGAAGUUCGAUGAACCCUAUUACGACCGCAACGGACCUGCACCAUCUUACGAUGAUCGACACGGUGGUCCCAUGCGUAGAGGCAGACCCAUGGACAUUCCGCAUACCGGUCCACCUUUGCCUCCUCCCGUCGACUACGCGCUACCUCCUCGGCCCAGCGAUUCUAUGCCACCUCAUCGGCGACAAGGUCUAGACUUUGUCACAGUACAUAUUGGCAAUCUCCCCAGCUCAGUCACAGUCGAACAGUUGUGUGGCAUCAUGCGAGAUUAUUACUUUGUCCCGGGGUCGAUUCGACUGCGAAGAGAUAUACAGGGAAUACCUACGGGUGAAGCGUUGGUCGAUUUUAACUCAACUUAUGAUGGCGAUCGCGCCAUAAGGGAUCUAAACGGAUAUCGAUUAGCUGGAAGACCAAUUCAUUUGCAAUAUGACCGCCGGCCAUAGCACUGUCCGCAAUUUUUGUGAACCGCAGUGUGCAAACAUUCGUUUUUCGCUGCUUGAAUUUAGCUCUUGGAUUCUUCAGGUGAGAAUUUUUUGGAACCAGAAGUUUAUUUCCUAGCAGUAGUUUGCCGCGCUCACUUCACCUUUUGGGCAUUUUGGAUGGCUUUUGUCACAUUACCUUUUAGCAUAUGCAAACCGCACGUUUUCUUGUUUGCUUUGUCUCGAUGUGGUUGCCCUGUAGUCUAAUUUAUUCUGCUCAUUUUAAUCCCACUGGACAGCCGUGAUCCGGGCACUAAAGUACGUCGGGAGAACAAUGAGGCUAAUCGCAACUAGUACACGAAACAUGAAAUCAAGAAGAAAGUGCACAAAACUACUCGCGGAUAAAUGAAUAUUAACAGUUAGAUGUAGGAAACCCGUAUGCAGGAGCCCGACCGCACCGCCAUCUCGAGGCUCCAACCCACGCAUCAGCCUGACCAAGUUUCUCAGUUAAUUUCUUUAUGUCUUCAUACCAAGUCAUGAACUGGUCACCUCGAGAUUGCGCCCAACUUAACGCGACGACUACUUAUAACACACCGUAAAAGGCGGUCAGCAGGUAUACCGAGGACAUGACCUAGCCAAUGAUGGCGCUGGUGAGCUACUGUAGGGUUUCCUGCCAAAAGCUAAGUGACGAACCUCAGCAUUUCUCACCUGGUGUACUCGUCAGCACCAGUUGUCGAACACGUCCAAGUGUUUAAUCUUUUCACUGCGAACUGUUCAAGUCUUAAUCAUACAGUAACACUGGCCUUAUCGCAACGUUUCAUACCUCACCUUUCACUGACAGACUGAAAUCCCACCCUCUGCUUAGGUGCUUGUGCCUCUGGAAAGCCACACACACCUUGCUGAUACCCAAAGUAGCUUCCACUUAAUGGCCACCAUGGGUGACAUAUACCAAGCUCAGUGAGCCUUCCCACUACCAGCGGUUGUUCGCUGACAGCUGAAACCCGUGACGUUUUGGUCCAAUUCAGGCACAGCGUUUUGCAUCUGAAAGGUGCAAAGCACUUGCAGAUUCGUGUCCAGUUUAGCCACUCAUGCUUGCAGUGCCAUUGUGCCAUACCCACCCAAAGAGAGCUAUGUCAUCCGCAUGCUCAGUUUUUCAUUCGGUAGCAUGUUAGAACCGAGUCAUUCAUGAUCGUUUCGACCACCAAAAUUGAGGAGUGAACUAGGUUUAGGAAAUAAGGAGUACUAAGCCAUCAGCUGUACUCAGAUACGCAGUACCGACGCUUUGCUGCCGCGCAGCCACCAGCAGUCGUACUUGGGUCGCCCGGCCCUUACGCGGGCUCGAACCCGCGCCCAUGGAUUACAAGGCAGGCUUGUGAUCCUCAAGGCUACUGACCGGCAUUAGGUAUACGACAGCUCUGUCGAGCUUCUUGUAUCAGGGAACUCAGGACGCAGCUUCCCGUAGAUUUCUACUCGGUGUCCGGAGUCACGGUAGGGGGACUUCAGAGUGGAAAGGUGUUUCCUUAGCUCGCAUUUCACGAAUAGUCGGUGCCACAUGCUGUCACUAUCAAGAGUCAAGGGCGUUUUCUAGUAAGUGUGAACUACCAUGGUCAAUUAUCUCUAACUAUAUUCUCAUACAUUGUGGAGUAUUUAUGAGGACGUUGCAAACAUGACAGGGCUCUCAAGAGGACCAGUAAAUCGUCGAAGAAUGAUACUCGUGAAAAGUUGGGAUACAGUCGCCCAUUUAUCCCGGCCGCUUAGGUGACGUAGAUUUGUUCGCAUCCGUUACGCAGGUUUUGCAGUUUACUUCAAGGUAACCUAUACUUCUUAGUUAAACAGAUUGCAGUUAGCACGCACCUGGAUACUUUCUGGUGUUCUUCUCAUUGGCUGCCCAGCUCCAGAGGGAUACCCUCUCCAACCUCGAUUUGGGGAUAUUGGUUCCGGCACUUCUGGCCUCUGUCUUGGGCUUCAUCACUCCCUCACACAUUACUCACAGCUAUUACUAUUACCUUUGCCAGCGUACUGGUGUGUGCCGAUCUACUCUGGUAGAUCCCCAACGGAACAGGUUAUUUCGACAUCAAAUUAAUCAAAACAUUUGGGUGGCCUGUUCAUUUUACUCAGUCGCACGCUCUGGUGCAUUUAAAGGUUUUUGCAUCUGAUAUUGUGACAGUGUUUGCUCUUCGUCAUAUCAGUUGUGUUUACUUAUUGAUAGUCUGGGGGAGACUCACUAGUGGUCUCUAAUUAGUUUCUGUUGGAAUGACAAGAAAAGCAUCAUCUCAAAUUGUUUAGCAUUUAGCGCAGGAACCUUGUAAAUCUCUUACACUCUGUUACAACUAACAUCACUGCGCAACUAUCCACAUUAACUUUGUUUUUUGUGUCAACUUCGUCGGUCAUUUCCGGUGUUCGUGGUUACUUGACAUUGGGACAAAGCAACAUUGAAAACGUGCCGGUCUAGGUUUUCCGCAUUUUUCUACUUGUUCAACUUGCACACCAACCGUUUGAACAUUACAUGGAUAACUUACCUCGACUUUUUCUAGGUUUCUUCCCUAACUCCACUGUUACGUUCAUACUUUUGCCCAUGUUUUCACUAACUUCGUUUUGAACCAGGAACUAGUUCCAUUUGGUCCUGAAUAUAGACAGUCAAUGUCUGGUCC
Dicrocoelium dendriticum is the source of this 5551-nucleotide messenger RNA. The record is from the annotation of a GenBank genome assembly. NCBI's taxonomy places the organism in Eukaryota, Metazoa, Platyhelminthes, Trematoda, Plagiorchiida, Dicrocoeliidae.